GUCACUUCCGCUUUCAAUCAACAAUGGCGUCUUCCACAACAGGAGACGGCGUGAGUGGUGCUCAAACAGAGAAAAAACACAAAAAGACCAAAAACCAAGUGGAUGAAUCUGAGCUUCUGACUGUUCCUGAUGGAUGGAAAGAGCCCACCUUUACUAAAGAUGACAACCCCCGUGGUCUGCUGGAGGAGAGCAGCUUUGCCACACUCUUUCCUAAAUACAGAGAAGCAUAUCUCAAAGAGUGCUGGCCUCUUGUGGAGAAGGCUUUAGGAGAUUCAAACAUCAAAGCUUCUCUGGACCUGAUCGAGGGCAGCAUAUCUGUCUGCACCACAAAGAAAACGUAUGACCCUUAUGCCAUCAUAAGAGCCAGAGACCUCAUCAAGCUGCUUGCCAGGAGUGUCCCAUUUGAGCAGGCUGUACGUAUAUUGCAGGAUGAUAUGGCCUGUGACAUUAUCAAAAUAGGGACGUUGGUGAGAAACAGAGAACGGUUUGUGAAACGAAGACAGCGACUCAUUGGCCCCAAAGGCUCCACCCUAAAAGCUUUAGAGUUGUUGACCAACUGCUAUGUGAUGGUGCAGGGCAACACGGUGUCGGCCCUGGGUCCCUACAACGGCCUGAAGGAGGUGCGCAAAGUUGUUAUGGACACCAUGAAGAACAUCCAUCCCAUCUACAAUAUUAAGACCCUUAUGAUCAAACGGGAGCUGUCCAAAGACCCGGACCUGAGGGUGCAGAGCUGGGAGCGCUUCCUGCCAAAGUUCCGUCACAAGAACGUGGCCAAGCGCAAGGAACCCAAGAAGAAGAGUGUGAAGAAGGAAUACACACCGUUCCCACCACCACAGCCAGAGAGCAAGGUUGACAAGGAGUUGGCCACAGGUGAAUUCUUUCUACGUGAAAGUGUGAAGAAGAGGAAGAAAAUGGAGGAGAUAAAGGUUAAGCAAGCUGAAGCACUGACGAAGAAACAAGAAGAGCGGAACAAGGCUUUCAUUCCUCCUAAAGAGAAACCUUUACUGAAAAAGACCACAAAAGCUCCGACAGAAGGAAAGCUGGACAUUGAAGCCAUCAAGGAGAAAGUGAAAAAAGCCAAAAUGAAGAAACUGGGUGCCCCCCCGGUGAACCCAGCUCCUCCCAGCAGCACUACCAACAAAAAGAAAAAGAACUAAAACAAAGGAUAAGCACAGACACACUGCUCUGCUGGUGGAAAGUGAAGCGUGUCAUAUGUUGUUGGACAGUGAUACAGGACGAUUAAGUACAACAGACACAUUGAGAUGGGACGACACACAUGCAUUGAGCAUGUAUCCGGAUGAAUCAGCUGAUUCAUAGAUUUUUUUUUUAUUUUUUAUUGAACUAUUGUUGAUGUGAGAGAUUUUCCACUUUUUCUGUCCUGUGUGUCAUCCUCAGGAGAACAGGUGUAGGUUAAAGUCUGUGAAAUCUCCUUCAUUUCCAUUUGUCUAUAGUUUUGACUGUGUAUGGUCAGUAUUUAUAUUUUGCUAAAUAUCUAUUUUUCACGUUGGAACACCAGUGUGUGUUAAGGAGGCAAAUGAAAAACUGAAAUUAAAGGAAAGGACAGUGAAAAUUAUCUAAUCCUUUUAUUUCAACGUCAAAAUAAAGUUCGGCAUAUUUUAACCAAUUUAUUA
Messenger RNA from Sphaeramia orbicularis (orbiculate cardinalfish), 1631 nucleotides. It is a transcript of the gene krr1, whose product is annotated as KRR1 small subunit processome component homolog. Gene Ontology annotation, cellular component: nucleolus; small-subunit processome. Lineage: Eukaryota; Metazoa; Chordata; Actinopteri; Kurtiformes; Apogonidae. The transcript is spliced from 10 exons. The record is from RefSeq and is a predicted model, not a curated record. Gene Ontology annotation, molecular function: RNA binding. Bases 24 to 1157 code for a protein of 377 amino acids.